Molecule: messenger RNA, 762 nt
Organism: Dermacentor silvarum
Lineage: Eukaryota; Metazoa; Arthropoda; Arachnida; Ixodida; Ixodidae
Exons: 6
Coding region: 53-694 (213 amino acids)
Source: RefSeq, a predicted model, not a curated record
UAUAUAAAGUUAGAUAAACCCGAACCGCAAACCGUAUCUGAACCUCCACGUUAUGCGGCGGAUUCAAACAAACUUUUUAGACAUGAUGCUUGUACGUACGCUGCUCCUUGCUAUGGCUAUGGUUACUUCUGCUGCAACAACAGAGGGUGACUAUUACGAGUCUUGGACACCGAUUAACAUCACAGAGUUUCUUGACACAGAUGAGAACAUAUGGACCGUUAUAACUACAGCCAACGACAGUCUUGAAUGCACAGUUGACCACAAAGAAUUCAUAAAUCGCACUGAUAUAUUAUUUUCCAGGAAAGGUUUGACAUCUAGCGGGAAUGUUACAACUAGCCUACAAGGGAAGUUUACUGGUCCAUUUCCAUAUCCUAAUAGCAUGAACGUGGGGCUCAGAGGUGAAGAUCCUACCAGCGUGGAAGAAUUAAUAUAUCAAGGAGACGGCAACAAAUGCGGUGUGUUUGAGCUCCGCAACCUAACCAGGGUGAUCACCGGACCUUGCUAUUAUUUAUAUAACGGACCAUGUCCGCAAUAUCGUGCCUUUGAUGUAAGAGUGAGGGGCUUCGGUGGCCGUGUAUCAGCCAACGAGUGCUUGGAGUGGUUCAAAAAGGAGUACCCAGAAGAAACCUUUACACGAUAUUGUAUAAAUCCAGUUGCAAUCGAUACUGCUGAAGUCAAUAUGAGAUAUACAUAGGCCGGAAAUUGCAGACUCAAUAUGACAUGGUUGGUAAUUGAAUAAACACAAAUAGUUACCGAACUGUA